Molecule: messenger RNA, 2595 nt
Organism: Stylonychia lemnae
Lineage: Eukaryota; Ciliophora; Spirotrichea; Sporadotrichida; Oxytrichidae
Source: the annotation of a GenBank genome assembly
AUGAACGAGAGUCCUACAAAAACAGAGAGGAUAGGCCAAGAUUUUGUCAAAAUAUCUAAGAACUUCUCAUUGAAGUCCAAACAGGAACAGUAUUACUCAAAGAAAUCUCUUUCAGAAUUUAAAAUGAAUGAUCAUGAUGAUAGUGAUGAUGAGGCAUUAUAAUUCAAUGACUCAGAUGGUAAGGACAUCAAAUCUCUAGAGCCAGAUAGCAAAUUAUCGCUAGGCUGGAGAUUCAGUAAUAAAUCAAGUGACAGAACACCGAGUGGUGAUAGGCCAGGUUAUUACAUGACAGACCAUAUUGUUAGAUCAAACUAUGUAAAGAUAAAGAGUGAGACUUAAGACUAACAAGGAGAUGGCAUUGAAUUUAAUAUUUUGAAUAAUCGAAAAAUCUUCUAGGAGAAAUUAAUUGGGAUCAGCCACUAAAUAUAACCGCGUAAGGCUAGAUUUUAAAGGAAGAAGGAGGGGUAUCAUUUGAUUUUGAAGAAAAAUUUUAGCCUGACUCAUGACGAGGAGAUCGAAAUUCUUGACAACUUACUCAUUAAUCAAAGGCAAUAAACUUUGAGCAAAUUGGAGAGAAGAGUUUUGAAGAUUAUGGUUAAAAGAGGCAUUCCUGAGAGAUAUAGAAGGCACUUAUGGCUCAGAGCGUCAGGAGCUUCUGCUUCAAUGAGUCUACCUGAAAACUAAUCUUACUAUAAAAAUCUGAAGCGAUUGGAGAUGAACUACCCUAAUCCAAGUUUUAAUCAGAUUGAGUUAGAUUUAAGAAGAACAUUUUAUGAACUUAAAAUCAGUAAAUCUGAGUAACUCAUUGAUAAGCUAAGAAAUGUAUUAGCUACUUAUUGCAAAAGAAAUCCAACUAUUGGCUACUGCUAAGGUAUGAACUUCCUCGUAGGUCGAUUGAUAAAAGUGAUGUAAUCGUCCAGCUCGAGACAUCAAAAAAAUUCAACACCAAUAUAUAAUACUGAUAAUAUCCGAGCAAGUACUAAUUUCAUCCCAAACAACUCAGAAAAUCAAAGUAAUCCAAACCUGCUAAAAUCUUAAACAUCUUUGCUAUCUGAUGUCAAAACUGAGAACUCCUAAGGAUACAGACUAUCAUAAGUUCAAAACUCGCAAGAGGUAGAUGAUAGAGACGAGGAAGAGGCUUUUUGGAUAUUCACACACCUAGUUGAGACUAUAUUACCUCUAGAUUACUAUUCAAAUAUGGUAGGAGCACUUAUUGACUAAAAGAUAUUCUACGAUAUUUUCAAGGAGAAGAUUCCUGACUUGUGUAAUCAUCUAGAGUCAGUUGGAUUUGAUCCAAGUCUACUUGCUUUUCAAUGGCUUGUGUGCCUUCUGAGCUUUAACUUGCCUCAGGAAGUAUCUGUGAGAGUAUGGGAUCUGUUCUUCCUAAAGGGAACAAAAACAAUAUUCAGAAUUUCAUUAGCAUUAUUGCAUUUGAUGAAAAACGAACUGAUGCAAACCACUGACUUUGCUGAAAUCUUUGAGAUCCUCGAAGCCUUUCCAAGGAAGCUUAUUGAUGAAAAGACUCUGCUAUAAACAGCUGAGAUCAGAAAAUACAAAAUCAAGAAUAGAGUGAUCAGUAGAAUGAGAGCAGAAAAGAGGGAAGCGGUUGAAAAAGAACUGUAGAAAUUAGUAUUGGUAAAAGAUACCUACAAAGGGACCUACUAAAGAUUAAAAUUUCUGAAUAAAUUCUAUCUUUACAAUGGAGUAUAAAGGUCCGACAAUGCAAAUAGCACAACGCAUGAGCUGUAUUACAAGAGUUUGGACUAAUAUGAGAAUGAAGUGAUGAGAGUUUUCAAUUGCUCUACCGAAUGGCCAAUAUGUCUAUUUGAUUUUACAUACAAGAACAAGAUUCCUAAUUAUAUUGUUAUGGCUUCAUCCUCCGAGUCCCCUGACAUAAUUUAAGAUUACUUUUACCCUUCAGCAAAUAGCCAGCUUCAAAAUUAAGACUAGGAAAUUGAGUUUAAUUUACCAAUUGAAAAACCAUCAGAGGGUCUACUUAUAGAGAGAGGUAGACAUUACUGUGAAAGAAACUAAAAAUUCAUCCAUAACUUUAAAAAACUCUAUGACAAAGGUGAUUGCCGAUUAUUCAAUAGUCAAAAUCUUUGCUUUGACAUUUGCAGUGAUAUUAACUCAACUUAAAAUCUUAAAAAUUACAUAGAUGAAAUAGCCAAGAUCGAUAUCAAUAAAGACAUUAAUCCACCUGUUCCCAUUGAUGUCCAGGCAGCAAUCGUUGCUACUAAUAAGCAAAUUAGUUUUCAAAAUAUAAUAGAACUGGAUGAUGAAUACUAACAAAGCCAGAGCAUGAGUGACAAAGAAAAUAUUAAAGAUUCCGCUGAGAAUGAGAUUCAGAAUAUGCAAUCCUAAAAAAUGAAUAAAAUUAAAAAGCCUAGGUUUAAAUCUACAGCCUUAAAACAGCUGUCAAGCGAUAUGGAGGAUGAACAUGAAAUGAAUGAAAAUUAUGAGUAGUUGCAAAUAAGUAUGAACUCACUGCACAUGAGUGCUCUUGACAUUAUUACAAGCAAUUUAGACAUAAAAUAAGCCAAGAAAAACAAAGAUACAUUAAACAAAAAGUACAUCUUUACUAAUUUCUUCUGA